AUAUUUUGAACAGAAGAUAUAAAUUAGGUCUUUGGAUUUGAAGAGAAUUCAACAACUAGAUUAGUAGCACAAUAUAAAACAAUACAAGAACUUGUAGACUAUGAUAAAGCAAUACAACAACUAGUAGACUAGUAGCACAAUCAAUUAUGAUAAAACAAUAUAACAAACCACUGGAAUAUGGAAAAUGGUUCAAGAAGAAUUAAUUACCUAGAGAAAGACAGAGAUUCUAAAAUGCCUCUUUUUUCCAAAAACAAAACAUCAUAGUAAAAAAAAAAAAAACUCUGUACACUUUCACUUUCAUCAGUAAAACACCAAUGUGUUUUGCAGCUGUUGGUUGGAAAAAUUGAAGAAGCAAAAAAAUGACAGAUGAAACAAACAAGUACAAUUCAUCCAACUUCAUUGAACUUUGAACUCUGAACCCAAACUUCCCAAAACUCUUCCAAGUUUUUUUCAGCAUUUAACAUCUCUUUACAUUCAAACUUUAAUGCCGAAACUCCUCCUUAUUACAUCAACAUUUCAUUCUCACAGCAUAUCUUCUAUACAUUGCUUCUGUACUUCCUUAUAACUCUUGUCUAUCCUUUCAACUUACUGAGAUUUGUUUGUUCUUUUGUUCUAAAACAAUGAACCAUCUCUUUGAUCUGCCCGAAAAGAUUUGUUAUGUACAAUGUGGAAUCUGUACCACUAUUUUGUUGGUUAGUGUGCCGUGUAGUAGCUUGUCGAUGGCGGUGACCGUGACGUGUGGCCAUUGCUCGAGUCUCCUUUCUGUUAACAUGAUGAAAGCCACUCUGGUUCCUCUACAUUUUCUGUCUUCUUUAUCUCACAAUGUGCCCAAAGAAACUUAUAGAGAAAUGAAUUCAGGGAAAUUCUUCGACAGUUUCAAAAGAUCAAAAUUGAAAUUUUCUGAGUAUGAAGUUGAAGAAGACUUGAUUCCUGCGACAACUCCUUUUGUAAACAAACCUCCUGAGAAACGACAGCGCGCUCCAUCGGCAUACAACUGCUUCAUCAAAGAUGAAAUAAGAAGGCUCAAAACUCAAAAUCCUGAAAUGACUCAUAAAGAAGCCUUUAGAACAGCAGCAAAAAACUGGGCAAAUUUCCCUCCAAUCCAAGAAAAAGAUGACAAGGAGAAGUGUAAUCAAGUUGAGGAAAAUGGGAGUUGGAACACUCAAAUUCCUGAGGUUCAUAAGGAAGGCAUUCAUUUUUUGACAUAACUCACCAUUUCAGUGAAGCUAUAAGAAGGUGGGAGAAUGCUUUUAGUUUCUGCUUUGUUACUUCUUUUAGGAAAAAAGGGUUAAAAAAUCCAGUGUUCUUAAAAAGGAUAGAUGCCAUUGGGAAUGAAAGUUUUUCUUUUCUUUCUGUUUUUUUUAGUUUCUCUUUGUUGAUUAAGUGUUUGUCUGGAAAAACUUGGUUUUUUAUGGAAGUUUUCUGUUCUCUGUUUUGUAUUUCCUUUAGUAAAAUGGACCUUUUGAACUUUGAAAUUAA
Cucumis melo (muskmelon) is the source of this 1479-nucleotide messenger RNA. Its product is annotated as axial regulator YABBY 4. The transcript has 7 exons. The record is from RefSeq and is a predicted model, not a curated record. Gene Ontology annotation, biological process: plant ovule development; multicellular organism development; polarity specification of adaxial/abaxial axis. NCBI's taxonomy places the organism in Eukaryota, Viridiplantae, Streptophyta, Magnoliopsida, Cucurbitales, Cucurbitaceae. The coding region runs from base 621 to 1208 and encodes 195 amino acids. Gene Ontology annotation, cellular component: nucleus.